This is a messenger RNA of Python bivittatus (Burmese python), 1165 nucleotides long. The record is from RefSeq and is a predicted model, not a curated record. Lineage: Eukaryota; Metazoa; Chordata; Lepidosauria; Squamata; Pythonidae.
AAUGUACACCCUCCAAUCAGUGAGGAGAGGGAGUUCCCUAAGUGGAUUCCGUUUUGGAACGGUGGGUGGUCUCGCGUUCUGUCGCCCCUCGGGAGUUUUCCUGGGGAGUCGCGGGGCGCCAUGUGGCGAGGAAGCCUCUGUCUGCGGGUGUUGCAGGCUCUGAAGUCUCGGGGAAGCGUUACAGCGGCUGGAAGCUGCAAAGGUGCUCAAGGAAGGAUUGACGCCAUGACCCGAGAGGCCGCAGCAGCUUCCACCUUCCCCUCGUGGGCGUCCCUGGUAGGAUUACGAACGUUUAGCACUGUGGGGAAUUCCGAGCUGCGCGACAGAGAAGGCGGCGCCGGAGCGGAGCUGCAAAACUUGCAAGAAGCGGAUAGAGAUGGGCAGGAAUGGAGCACCAGUCCAGAUCCUGUUCCUUCAGUAUUCAGCAUUGAUGAUGUGGUAUCACUUGUGAGACAAGAAAAUGCCAAAGAUAUUUGUGUUAUCAAAUUGCCUCCAGAAAUAAAAUACAGCAAUUAUUUUAUAAUUGCCAGUGGAUCUUCUGCAAGACAUCUCCAUGCCAUGGCACAAUACCUGGUAAAAAUGGUAUGGCAUUUUUUUAAAAAAAAUUUAGAUAUGGAAGAAUUUUUACAAGCUACAGUUGGGUGGCCAGUUAAGAGAUGGAGAGGGGUAGAUACUGUAAUAUGAGUGCUGACUGAAUCAAAGCAGACAGGAUUUUUAAGCUGCAAUUAAAGAAAGAUUAGCUUUGACUGCCUGGGAACUAGAGACUGUUAUGUGAAUGUUUAUAAAUAUUAACCAUAAUGCAGAAAGAAGGAUUUUUUCCAGAAGAUGCAACAGAUGUUUCAGAUUUACAGAAACUGUUCUGAUUUUUUACUAAGUUCCUACAAUAGCAAGGUCUUUUUCAUGGAAUAAACCAAUAUGUACUCUGUCUCAUAAUUUAAGAUAUCUCCCUUAUCCGCUUGCUUUUGGUUUGUUAAUAUACCUGUACAUUACUGUGUGAUGGUGAUUCUCCUUUGCUGAAUUUUGAAAGAACUUUCAUAUUUAUUGGUAACAAAAUUCACCCACAUAGCUAAUGUCAAGAUCAGUAAGGCUUAGGAAACCCAGAAACACAGUGAUAAUUAUGGUCAACUCCAUAUGUUGAAAAUGCCGGUGCAUGGAGAUAAUUAUU